Molecule: messenger RNA, 768 nt
Organism: Linum tenue
Lineage: Eukaryota; Viridiplantae; Streptophyta; Magnoliopsida; Malpighiales; Linaceae
Source: the annotation of a GenBank genome assembly
AUGGCUCCUCAACCCUCCUUCCUCUACGCCGCCGUCCCCCUCCUCCUCAUCCUCCUCCUUCUCUCACCUCCCACUCAAUCCACCCAGCCGCCGGCCCUCACUCUGACCAUGGUCAACAACUGCCCCUUCACCGUCUACCCAGCCAUCCAGCCCUCCGCCGGCUUCCCCAUCCUCGAAAAGGGCGGCUUCCCCCUCACCACCCUCACCCACCGCUCCUUCCCCGCCCCGGCCCAACACUGGGCGGGCCGGAUCUGGGCCCGCACCCACUGCACCCACAACGGCAACACCUUCCGCUGCGCCACCGGCGACUGCGGCGGCCGCCUCCAGUGCGACGGCCUCGGCGGUGCCACCCCGGCCACCUUGGUCCAGCUCACCCUCCACCACGGCCACAGCGACCUCUCCUCCUACGGCGUCUCCCUCGUCGACGGCUUCAACGUCCCCCUCACCGUCACCCCGCACGAGGGCCGGGGCCACUGCCCCGUCGUCGGCUGCAAGGCCGACCUCCUCCAGAGCUGCCCGGACAAGCUCAAGGUUAGAUCUCACGGCGGCGGCGCGGUGGUGGGGUGCAGGAGCGGGUGCGAGGCGUUUGGGACGGACGAGCUGUGCUGCAGGAACCACUACAACAGCCCCGCCACGUGUCGCGCCUCCAGCUUCUCCGAGUUCUUCAAGCACGCCUGCCCGGCCACGUUCACUUACGCGCACGACACGCCCUCGCUCAUGCACGACUGCUCUUCUCCACGCGAGCUUAAAGUCAUCUUCUGCCACUGA